Molecule: messenger RNA, 752 nt
Organism: Haliotis rubra (blacklip abalone)
Lineage: Eukaryota; Metazoa; Mollusca; Gastropoda; Lepetellida; Haliotidae
Product: mammalian ependymin-related protein 1-like
Exons: 6
Coding region: 152-703 (183 amino acids)
Biological process (GO): cell-matrix adhesion
Cellular component (GO): extracellular region; lysosome
Molecular function (GO): calcium ion binding
Source: RefSeq, a predicted model, not a curated record
CGACAGAUAAGUGCUAUAGGUCACAGCAUUGCUGAUUCUACACUCGCCAUGCUGAGGGUGUUAGUGUUGCUGGUGACAGUAUUGGGAGUGGUCGUGGCCCAGGAGUAUCAGUUCUGCACUAUCCCCCAAUGGGAGGGCUACCAGAGCACCUAUGGGGGGAAUUUUCCGGGAGGGGCAGGUUACUUUAGACGAGCUGCUAACAAGGAUUGCCUACGACCAGAACAACACCAGACUGGCUCUCUCCACCAGCGGCACGACAGGCGGCGUCUACCACAAGGUGGACUUCAUCUACAACUACACCGAGCGGAUCCUGUACACUAUAGAGGGAGGUAACUGUAUAAAGACUCCGCUGACACAGCCGUUCGAGAGACUAUGCACUCCAAAGGAUGCCGUGAUGACGUGGGGCAAGACGUGGCUGGGAGGGGCGGGGCCCAACGACGAGCUGUGGAUCCUUGGCUUCACCGGACAGCUGAACAACAUCAGCUACCACAUGUCUUUCAGCCAGUUCCCCAUCAUUCCGGUGUUUGAGACGCUCAUUGGGGACAUCAAUGGAGAUCCGAUGUAUCAGAACUCCAACUUCAUGAACGUCACUGUUGGCAUCCAGGACCCGGCAGUGUUCACCCCGCCGCCGUUGUGCAAGGCCGUAGACGUCAAGCCACCCGACAGCUCCACCCGACGUUCUCAUGGUAUCCUGAAAAUCUAGGACUCGCUCGUAGGAUUUACCAUUUAGAAAUAAAGAAUAUUGGUAUUAA